Messenger RNA from Cooperia oncophora, 1044 nucleotides. Lineage: Eukaryota; Metazoa; Nematoda; Chromadorea; Rhabditida; Trichostrongylidae. The record is from the annotation of a GenBank genome assembly.
AUGUUAGGAUACGAUAUUUCCUGGGCCGCAUUCAAUAUUAUUGAGGUGAUGGCAUCCACGAAAUAUACAGAAAAACGGAUAGGUUAUCUUGCCGCCGCUCAGUGUUUUCAUGAUACGACGGAGGUGUUAAUGUUAACAACAAAUUUGAUUCGCAAAGAUCUUAAUAGUUCCAAUAUGUACGAUUCGGGUGUCGCUCUUGGUGGUUUGUCCUGUUUCGUAACUCCGGACCUAGCGAGAGAUCUUGCCAGUGAUAUUGUUAAUCUCCUCUCGUCGUCACGCCCAUAUACUCGAAAACGAGCCGUUCUCUUGUUGUACAAAAUAUUUUUGAAAUAUCCGGAGGCGCUAAGGCCGACUUUCCAACGCCUGAAAGACAAACUUGAAGAUCCUGAUCCUGCGUUGGUACCGCUCGAGCCACGUCUGGGCAAAAAACUCCUCGAGCCGCUCACCAACCUCAUCAAUAGCACCUCCGCCAUGUCCCUGCUCUACGAGUGCAUUAAUACUGUUAUUGCCGUGUUAAUAAGUAUAUCGGCUGGUGGUGAUCACGCAGCGAGCAUUCAGCUAUGCGUCCAAAAACUGGGAGUGCUGAUCGAGGAUUCCGACCAAAAUCUCAAGUAUCUUGGGUUGCUGGCAAUGGGCAAGAUUCUGCAAACUCAUCCAAAGGCCGUACAGGCUCAUAAGGAUAUAGUGCUGAGAUGCUUGGACGAUAAAGAUGAGAGCAUACGACUGAGGUCUUUGGAUUUGCUUUACGGUAUGGUGUCCAAGAAGAACAUCAUGGAAAUCGUGAAGAAACUCAUGGAGCAUGUGGAAUCUGCAGAAGGAUCUCAUUACAGGGACGAGUUAUUGUCGCGCAUAAUUGGCAUUUGUUGCUAUAAUAACUACCAGUUCAUUACUAACUUCGAAUGGUAUAUCUCGGUGUUGGUGGAGUUGACGAAAGUGGAAGGAACGAAGCAUGGAGCGAAGAUCGCCGAGCAGGUAGUGUUUCCCUUUCCAGAUGAUUCUGGUCAGAGUCAUAGUUAUGGCACUAGCUCACUUAUGAUGGUUUGA